GAUAGGCUACAUUGGCAUACCCAUAUCCCUAAUGCUCCGAGUUCCAACAUUUGAUGGUAGCAUCGGACUCGGACGUUUGGACACGAUGGUUGUUCGACUUGCUACAUUGAGUAUGGCGACCAUAUUUGGCGGCAUCCAUUGUCUGGCUUGGUUUUUUACCUUCGUCACACAUCAGGAACAGCUCCUAUGGCACAUAUGUGCUCUCGGUAUAACUGGCACACCCUGGCUUUUCUUUUGUGUGGCUUUCACAUUCGGUGCAGCGUCUCCAGGUCUUCUGCGUCAGCUAAAUAUCCCGAUUGGACUUUUAUGUAUCAUAUUGUACGUUACAGCUCGUGCCAUUCUGUUGGUACUCAUGUUCACCACUUUACGUCAUCUUCCUGGUGACGCAUACCAGGCGGUGUCGUGGAUUGGUUUGGUACCGCACUUGUAGUUCCUGAUUACGAUACUUGUGAUACACUUCAUACUUUUGUAACGAUCUUCAGACGUAGCAUUCCUGUAGUUGACGAUGGACCUCAGGCUAGUUACAUCAGGAAAACCCUCCAUCUAGUUAGAACCAACGAGCUCACGCCCGUUGUGCCUUCGGCACAAAUCAAAGGAGCGCGGAAGAUAUAUCGAUGCCUGCAGGCAGAUUCUGAUUCAAUAGUCAC
Suillus discolor is the source of this 647-nucleotide messenger RNA. RefSeq lists its product as uncharacterized. The coding region runs from base 32 to 430 and encodes 132 amino acids. The transcript has a single exon. The record is from RefSeq and is a predicted model, not a curated record. NCBI's taxonomy places the organism in Eukaryota, Fungi, Basidiomycota, Agaricomycetes, Boletales, Suillaceae.